This is a messenger RNA of Pogona vitticeps (central bearded dragon), 927 nucleotides long. NCBI's taxonomy places the organism in Eukaryota, Metazoa, Chordata, Lepidosauria, Squamata, Agamidae. The record is from RefSeq and is a predicted model, not a curated record.
AACAAUAUGAACAAUCUUUCCUCCAUGUCCACUUUUCUACUACUGGAAUUCUCAGAAGUCCAAGAACUAUGGAUUAUCUUCUUCUUGGUGUUCUUAACAUUGUAUCUGAUGGCAGUAACAGGAAACCUUCUCAUCAUCAUUCCUGUUGCCCUUGACUACCACCUUCAUACCCCCAUGUACUUCUUCUUACUCAAUCUGGCCAUACUGGACCUUGGCAUAAUUUCAGUCAUGGUACCAAAAUCUAUAGCUAUGUCACUCAUGAAGGACAGGUCUAUUUCUUAUCCUGGAUGUGUUGCUCAAGUUUUCUUUUAUUUCUUCUUUGCAUCAUCAGAUCUCACUGUCCUCACUAUAAUGGCACACGAUCGACAUGUUGCAAUCUGCAACCCACUCCAUUAUGACAGAAUUAUGCAUAAGGGAGCCUGCCUUCAGAUGGUGGCCACUGGAUGGACUGCAAGUCUUUUAAAUGCUGUGUUACACACAAGCGGCACCUUUGCAAUCACCUUCUGUUCUAAUAAUGUCAGUCAGUUCUUCUGUGAAAUCCCCCAGCUAUUAAAACUCUCCUGCUCUGAUAUAUACCUGGUGGAAGUCGGGCUUCUUGUCCUAAGUUGUACUCUAACCGUAGGAUGCUUUAUCUUCAUCAUCAUAACAUAUGUGCAGAUCUUUGCUACUGUAGUCAGGAUCCCUUCCACUAAAGCUCAGAAAAAAGCCCUCUCCACUUGCCUUCCCCAUCUCACUGUAGUGUCUGUGUUUGUAUUCAGUGGAGUCUUUGCAUAUGCAAGGCCACCGAGUGAUACGUCCACUUCUCUGGAUAUAGCAUUUGCUGUGAUAUAUGCCAUUGUUCCUCCCACGCUGAACCCAUUUAUCUACAGUAUAAGAAACAAAGAGAUAAAAAUAGCUUUGUGGAAACUCUUGAAUUCAGAUUGUUGA